AUGGCUCUCGUGAAAAUCUCCGAGAACUCUUAUCAGAUGAGUAGAUUUCAAUUUGAUAAAAAUUCGGAUCCAAAUCGGAGUCCCCGACGCAAACAACUUUCUAGCUUGGGAUUUUUCCGGAUCAAAAAGUCAAAUCCCUACUUCACGAUCGAGAUGGCAUCGAAAUUGCUCCGAUUUGCUUUGUGGUGGGCGUUGAGCUUGGGCAAAAAAAUUAAGAAAUACGUGUGCCUUUCCACCAUCGCCAAACUACCACCAGUGAGAAGCUAUAGAUUUAAUGGUUUAUUCUUUGAAUUUGAAGUGGCGAGGGUUAGACUUAGAAGGGAAGGAGAUGAGAUGGUGGCUUGGAGGAGGAAUUUGAUGGGAAAGAAGGAAGAAAGAAGUAGUGCGGCGGCUAUUGUGGAGAUGUCGCGAGCUGAGGAGCUGUGGGAGCGUUUGGUGCGUGCAGCUCUACGGAGACAAAGGCAUGGUGCCGAUGCCUUUGGCCGAGUUGAUGGUGGCAUUGCUGCCAAUGUCCCAUCUUCUCUUUCAAACAACAGGGACAUUGAUGACAUUCUUAGAGCUGCUGAUGAGAUUCAGGAUGAAGAUCCAAGUGUUUCGAGAAUAUUGUGUGAGCAUGCCUAUUCGCUGGCGCAAAACUUAGAUCCCAAUAGUGAGGGAAGAGGUGUAUUGCAGUUCAAGACUGGUUUGAUGUCUGUAAUCAAGCAAAAAUUAGCAAAACGAGAAGGUGGAAGCAUUGAUAGAAGCCGAGACAUCGCUCGCUUGCAAGAGUUCUACAAGCGUUACAGGGAGGCAAAUGAUGCAGAUAAGCUGCGCGAAGAGGAAAUGAAGUUGAGGGAGUCGGGAAUUUUUAGCGGCAACCUUGGAGAGUUGGAGCGCAAGACUGUUAAAAGGAAAAGGGUUUUUGCGACCCUGAAAGUGUUAGGGACUGUUUUAGAGCAAUUGACAAAGGAAAUCCCUCCUGAAGAAGCAGACAAAUUGAUUUCGGAAGAGAUGAAACGAGUUAUGGAAUCAGAUGCAGCUAUGACUGAUGAUCUUGUUGCGUACAAUAUUAUCCCCUUGGAUGCUCCUACAACAACAAAUGCUGUUGCAUUUCUUCCUGAGGUUCGCGCAGCAGCUUCAGCUAUAAAAUACUUCAGGGGUCUACCAAAAUUGCCGGCUGGCUUUCCGAUACCGCCAACAAGGAAUGCUGACAUGUUUGAUUUUCUACAUUUUACAUUUGGAUUUCAGAAAGAUAAUGUUUCUAAUCAACGUGAACAUGUGGUGCAUCUCCUUGCAAAUGAGCAAAGUAGACUUCGUGUUCUUGAAGAUCCUGAGCUGAUAUUGGAUGAAGCGGCAGUUCAUUGUGUGUUCCUGAAGUCCCUCGAGAACUACAUUAAUUGGAGUAAAUAUCUGGCAAUUUUACCAGUAUGGAGCAAUCUGGACGCUGUGAGCAAGGAGAAGAAGUUGCUGUUUAUUUCUUUGUACUUUCUUAUCUGGGGUGAAGCUUCGAAUAUCCGAUUUCUCCCAGAAUGCUUAUGCUAUAUUUUUCAUCAUAUGGGACGGGAACUAGAAGAAAUCUUACGUCAGCAGGUUGCGCAGCCUGCAAACAGUUGUGUCUCUGAGAAUGGUGUUUCAUUUAUUGAUCAAGUAAUUCGUCCUUUAUAUGAUGUUGUUGCUGCGGAAGCUUUGAACAAUGACAAUGGCCGAGCACCACAUUCUGCAUGGAGAAAUUAUGAUGAUUUUAAUGAAUAUUUCUGGUCCCUUCGUUGCUUCGAACUUAGUUGGCCAUGGCGGAAGAGUUCUUCAUUCUUCUUGAAGCCUGCCCGUAGAUCAAAGAAUGUUUUGAAAUCUGGAGGAGGUAAACGUCGGGGGAAAACAUCGUUUGUGGAGCACAGAUCAUUUCUGCAUCUUUAUCAUAGUUUCCACCGUCUCUGGAUUUUUCUUGUUAUGAUGUUUCAGGGUCUUGCUGUUAUUGCGUUUAACAAUGGGAGCUUUGACUCCAAGACCAUACGGGAACUUCUCAGUCUGGGACCGACAUAUGUUGUGAUGAAGUUUAUUCAGAGUGUCCUGGACAUUGUGAUGAUGUAUGGUGCAUAUUCCACAUCAAGGCGCUUAGCAGUGACACGGAUUUUUCUUCGUUUUGUCUGCUUUAGUUUAGCUUCAGUCUUCAUAUGCUUUCUCUACAUCAAGGCUCUUCAGGAUCCUGGGUCAAUAUUAUUUAAAAUUUAUUAUGUGGUUCUUGCAAUUUAUGCUGGACUCCAUGUGUCUUUGAGUGUUGUCAUGCGAAUACCAGCCUGUCAUAGUUUAGGCAAUCUAGUUGACAACUGGCCGUUGGUCCGGUUCAUAAAAUGGAUGCACCAGGAGCACUAUUAUGUUGGUCGCGGCAUGUAUGAGAAAACAUCAGACUUUAUUAAGUACAUGAUGUUCUGGCUGCUCGUCCUGGGGUGCAAAUUUUCUUUUGCUUAUUUCAUACAAAUAAAGCCCUUAGUUAAACCUACAAGGCUUAUAACAGAGAUGAAUAUCACUUCCUAUUCUUGGCAUGACCUUGUGUCUCAGCAUAAUCAUAAUGCUCUGACAGUGGCAAGCUUAUGGGCACCCGUGUUUACCAUGUACCUCUUGGAUAUAUACAUAUUCUACACAGUUAUAUCUGCUGUGCUAGGUUUCUUGCUUGGUGCAAGAGAUCGCCUUGGGGAGAUAAGAUCUUUGGAUGCUGUCCAUAAACGUUUUGAAGGCUUCCCUUCGGCGUUCAUGGAUACACUUCAUGUUCCUAUUUCAAACAGGGCCUCUCUCCAAUCAUCUGGUCAGGCUGUGGAGAGAAUUAAGGCAGACGCUGCUCAUUUUGCUCCCUUCUGGAAUGAAAUUAUCAAGAAUCUUAGAGAGGAAGAUUACAUCACAAAUCUGGAAAUGGAGUUGCUUCUGAUGCCAAAGAAUUCUGGGAAUCUGUCAAUGGUCCAGUGGCCCCUAUUUCUCCUAGCCAGCAAGAUAUUCCUUGCCAAGGAUAUUGCAGUUGAAAGUAGGGAUUCACAAGAUGAUUUAUGGGAUAGGAUCUCAAAGGAUGAUUACAUGAAGUAUGCAGUUCAAGAGUGCUACCACACUAUCAAGCUAAUAUUCACAGAAAUAUUGGACGACGAACAAAAUGAUGAAGGAAAGAAGUGGGUUGAGAGGAUAUAUGAAGACAUUAAUGGAUGCAUUGUUAAGAAGAGUAUCCAUAUGGACUUACAACUGGACAAGCUAUCACUUGUUAUUCAGAAAGUUACUGCUCUUAUGGGAAUUCUGAAAGAGGAGUAUUCAGCAGAGCUUGAAAGUGGAGCUAUAAAAGCAAUUCAAGAUCUUUAUGAUGUCAUGCGGCUUGAUGUGCUUAACAUAAAUUUGAGAGACAACUAUGAAACAUGGAAUGUGUUGUCGAGAGCAAGGAAUCAGGGUCGUCUCUUUCAGAAGCUGAAGUGGCCCCGAGAUGCUGAGUUGAAAUGGCAAAUUCGAAGGUUGUAUUCCCUUCUAACUAUCAAAGAUUCUGCUGCAAGCAUCCCGAAAAACCUCGAAGCAAGGCGCCGAUUGGAGUUUUUUACAAAUUCUCUCUUUAUGGAAAUGCCAACUGCUAAGCCCGUCCGUGAAAUGUUAUCCUUCAGCGUUUUCACACCGUAUUAUUCCGAGAUUGUGCUUUACAGCAUGUCUGAUCUUCUUGAGAAAAAUGAAGAUGGGAUUUCAACAUUGUUCUACCUUCAGAAGAUAUAUCCUGAUGAAUGGAAAAACUUUCUUGCCAGGAUUGGGCGUGACGAGAAUACGUCUGAGGCAGAACUGAAUGAUAACCCAAAUGAUAUCCUUGAACUUCGAUUUUGGGCUUCUUACCGAGGACAGACAUUGGCUAGAACUGUACGCGGCAUGAUGUAUUAUAGGAAAGCUCUCAUCCUUCAAGCUUAUUUAGAGCGAAUGAUCAUUGGAGGCAUGGAAUCUGCAAUCUCAAGAAAUGAAGUAACAGACGUUGACAAUUUUGAGUUAUCUCCUGAGGCAAGAGCUCAGGCUGAUCUGAAAUUUACGUAUGUUGUUACGUGCCAAAUUUAUGGGAAGCAGAAAGAAGAACGGAAGCCGGAGGCUGCUGAUAUUGCCUUAUUAAUGCAAAGAAAUGAAGCUCUUCGGGUUGCUUUUAUCGAUGUGGUCGAGACUUUGAAGGAUGGUAAAGUGCAGACAGAGUAUUUCUCGAAACUUGUUAAGGCUGACAUCAAUGGGAAAGAUAAGGAAAUCUAUUCAAUAAAAUUGCCGGGGAAUCCUAAACUUGGCGAAGGGAAACCUGAAAAUCAAAAUCACGCUGUUGUCUUUACUCGUGGAAAUGCUAUGCAGACAAUUGAUAUGAAUCAGGAUAAUUACUUUGAGGAAGCUUUGAAAAUGAGAAAUCUUCUAGAAGAAUUUCAUCGUGAUCAUGGAAUUCGUGCUUCAACCAUCCUUGGGGUGCGGGAGCAUGUAUUUACGGGAAGUGUUUCUUCAUUGGCAUCUUUCAUGUCUAAUCAAGAAACCAGCUUUGUAACUCUUGGUCAGCGAGUUCUAGCAAAACCAUUGAAGGUUCGUAUGCAUUAUGGCCAUCCGGAUGUUUUUGACAGAGUAUUUCACAUAACGCGAGGUGGUAUAAGCAAAGCAUCUCGUGUUAUUAACAUCAGCGAAGAUAUUUAUGCAGGGUUCAACUCAACUCUGCGUCAAGGAAAUAUUACACACCAUGAGUACAUACAGGUUGGCAAGGGAAGAGAUGUUGGCCUCAACCAGAUUGCUAUAUUUGAGGGCAAGGUUGCUGGUGGUAAUGGUGAACAAGUGCUUAGCAGGGAUGUUUACAGACUUGGUCAACUCUUUGAUUUCUUCAGAAUGUUGUCAUUCUUUUUCACAACCGUGGGUUACUAUUUGUGUACCAUGUUGACUGUACUGACUGUGUACAUCUUUCUCUAUGGAAGAGCGUACCUGGCUUUAUCAGGGGUUGGUGAAACUAUUCAAGUGAGGGCAAGAAUACUGGACAAUACUGCCUUAAGUGCUGCCCUGAAUGCUCAGUUUUUGUUUCAAAUUGGUGUCUUCACGGCAGUACCAAUGGUUUUGGGCUUCAUCUUGGAACAAGGUUUCCUAAGGGCUCUUGUAAGUUUCGUCACCAUGCAAUUCCAGCUCUGUACAGUCUUCUUUACAUUCUCGCUAGGCACAAGAACUCAUUACUUUGGUCGAACUAUUCUCCACGGCGGUGCUAGCUAUCAAGCAACUGGUAGGGGGUUCGUGGUGCGGCACAUCAAGUUCUCAGAAAAUUACAGGCUUUAUUCCCGUAGCCACUUUGUCAAAGGAAUGGAAGUGGUGCUUUUGUUGGUGGUGUAUCUUGCAUAUGGCUAUAAUGAAGGGGGCGCUAUUGGAUACGUUCUUCUUACUGUUAGCAGCUGGUUCCUGGCUAUCUCAUGGCUUUUUGCUCCAUAUUUAUUUAACCCAUCUGGAUUUGAGUGGCAGAAGACUGUGGAGGACUUUCGUGAUUGGACAAACUGGCUUCUUUACAGAGGCGGAAUUGGGGUUAAAGGAAAAGAAAGUUGGGAAGCCUGGUGGGAUGAGGAGCUGGCUCAUAUCCGGACUUUGAGGGGUAGGGUACUUGAGACCAUUCUUAGCUUGCGAUUCUUCAUAUUCCAGUAUGGUAUAGUUUACAAGCUGAAUAUACAAGGUUCAAAUACGUCAUUGUCGGUCUAUGGCUUUUCAUGGGCAGUGUUCGCAGUACUACUACUUCUUUUCAAGGUUUUCACAUUCAGCCAGAAGAUAUCGGUUAAUUUUCAGCUGCUGUUGCGAUUCGUCCAAGGUGUUUCCUUUCUGCUUGCUCUGGCCGGUUUAGCUGUUGCAGUUGUGUUUACAGAGCUGUCUGUGCCGGAUAUAUUUGCAUGCAUCUUAGCUUUUCUACCCACUGGAUGGGGAAUUCUCUCUAUUGCAAUAGCUUGGAAACCUCUGGUAAAGAAGAUGGGAUUGUGGAAGUCUGUUCGAUCAAUUGCUCGGUUGUAUGAUGCUGGGAUGGGAAUGAUCAUCUUCAUUCCAAUCGCGCUCUUCUCAUGGUUCCCAUUUGUUUCGACUUUCCAAACUCGGUUGAUGUUCAACCAAGCCUUCAGUAGAGGUCUCGAGAUAUCCCUCAUCCUUGCUGGAAACAAUCCAAACUCGGGCCUGUGA
Oldenlandia corymbosa var. corymbosa is the source of this 6138-nucleotide messenger RNA. The record is from the annotation of a GenBank genome assembly. Lineage: Eukaryota; Viridiplantae; Streptophyta; Magnoliopsida; Gentianales; Rubiaceae.